Physella acuta is the source of this 3115-nucleotide messenger RNA. RefSeq names its product DNA repair endonuclease XPF. Gene Ontology annotation, biological process: nucleotide-excision repair involved in interstrand cross-link repair; resolution of meiotic recombination intermediates; double-strand break repair via homologous recombination. Gene Ontology annotation, molecular function: single-stranded DNA binding; single-stranded DNA endonuclease activity; damaged DNA binding. NCBI's taxonomy places the organism in Eukaryota, Metazoa, Mollusca, Gastropoda, Physidae. The record is from RefSeq and is a predicted model, not a curated record. Gene Ontology annotation, cellular component: nucleotide-excision repair factor 1 complex.
CUAGCUAAAACGUGUGUUGAGGGACCAUCUAAAACUUCCGUACUUCUAAAUAAAUGAUUUUUUUCUUAAACUAAACUCGUCGAAAGAAGAUUUUUUAAAGAAAAAGUAGAAUAGGCCUACUUCAAACAAUCUAAAAAUGAAAAUGAAAAUGUAUUUAAAUGUAUUAGAAUUAGGCAUACUAUUUACUUAAAAUUGCUUAAAGUUUUUAGGGGCCUAUAUACUAGAUCUAUAUACAUUUAAAUACUUCCUCAAUAGGACAAGCUUGUAAUAGAAAAAUCUAUUUAUAGGCCUAAUUAUAACAAAAUUAUUUGCCAAAACAACUCUGAAGAAGUGAACAGAUGUAACAAAAAUACAAAAAAAAUAGUAAUACUGAUUUCUAAAAUAGAUCUAGAUCUAGAUUUUUUUAGAAUGUUGGACUUUGAAAAUAACAUUUUUUUGGAUGCCUUUCAUGAAGAUGGCCUCGUAAUUAUGUCACGGGGUCUUGGUAUCACUCGGCUUUUCUCUGAAUUCCUGAAGGUGUACAGUGACCCUGCAAGCCUAGUGCUUGUUUUGAACACCACGCCUUCAGAUGAAUCUUAUUUCACAGAGAAACUGGAAAAACAAGGGAUCUCAAAUUUACCAAAGAUAAUCACAAAUGAAAUAAGUUCAUCUGAGAGACAGACAACUUAUGUAAAAGGAGGAGUUUUAUUUAUUACAUCAAGAAUAUUAGUUGUAGAUCUGUUGACUGAUAGAGUACCAGUUGAACAUGUAACUGGCAUAAUGGUCUACAAAGCUCAUAAGAUAAUCGAAUCAUGUCAAGAAGCUUUUAUUUUACGGUUGUAUCGGCAAAAAAAUAAGACAGGUUUCAUUAAAGCGUUUACAGAUAAUCCUGAGUCAUUCACUAGUGGGUUCUGUCAUGUGGAGAGGAUUAUGAAGACACUCUUUGUGAAGAAACUCUUCCUAUGGCCACGCUUUCAUGCCAGUAUAGUUUCUACUUUUAAAAAACACCAAGUGAAUGUGAUUGAAAUUCACUUGCAAAUGACAACAGCCAUGACAGCAUGCCAGACAGCUCUGCUUGAUCUCAUUAAUGCUUGUAUUAAUGAGUUAAAGCGCUCUAACCCUGGAAUUGAUACAGAUGAAAUAACAGUAGAAAAUGCACUCUCCAAAGCCUUUGAGCUUUUGAUAAGGUUACAGUUAGAACCUGUCUGGCAUCAGUUGAGCUCUAAGACCCGGCAGCUUGUAGCAGACUUGAAAACCCUCAGGCUCAUUCUCAGGCACCUUACUCAGUAUGACUGUGUCACGUUUUACAGUUUGGUUCAGUCUAUCAGGACCAGUGAAAGGUUGUUUGGACAGAACACUGGCUGGCUGUUCUUGGAUGCUGCUGACAGCUUAUUUGUGCAUGCAAAAGAGAGAGUGUAUGGAAAUACUAAAUUUCGAGAAAAAAGUAAAAAGAAACCAAAUGAAGUGGAAAAGGAGCAGGAUGAUGAAAACACGGAUGAUGAAGACGUGUCAAAAGGACUUGAACAGUGUCCAAAGUGGCUCGCCUUGAGUGAAGUUCUGGCUGAAAUAGCAGAGGAAGAGGAAAACUGCUGCGAAGUGGAGGCUCCUGAAACUGCUGAUGGUGGCGAUGUCUUAAAAGCUGGAAGUCGCAUCCUCAUUUGUGCUGAAGAUGACCGAACUUGUAAUCAGUUAAAAGAGUAUCUUUGUGUGGGUGGAGAACAAUUGAUGGACAGAUUGUUUAAGAAAUAUGUUUCCAUUAAGGGAGGACAGAAGACAUCACAUAUAAAUAAUGAUGGUAAGGGAACAGUGAAAGCUAAAGAGGCUGAAAAAAAAGGUUUCAAUAAAGCCAAAACUGACAUAGUCACAUUAACUUUAACUCAGAUGAUGAAUGCAGCAAAGGAGGAUGACGCUAAUGGGAAGACUGAGAAAGCAACAAGUUCCAAAGAUGCAUACAGUGGGAUAGUUACUUCACCAAUGACCAUCAUUCACCCUCUUCAUGGGUCCACAGACUCCCAUGGUAUACUGCGGGCAAUAGAAGAACUUCAGCCGAAAUAUGUUGUCUUAUAUGAUGCUGACAUGGGCUUGGUUCGGCAGUUAGAGGUGUUUAAGGCCUCUAGACCAGGAAAACCUCUCAGGGUGUAUUUCAUGAUGUACAAGGGCUCGGUUGAAGAACAAAGAUAUUUAACUUCUCUACGAAAAGAGAAGGAAGCAUUUGAAUAUUUAAUUCGAGAAAAAUCAACUAUGGUCAUCACAGAAGAACAGGAUGGCAGAAGUGAAAAUGACCCUCACCUUGCUAGAGAUCAAGGUCAUCAGGCAGCAAGUAGUUCCAGACAAGGAGGGUUUGAGAGUGUACAGCAGCAGAAGGUCAUUGUUGAUAUGAGAGAAUUCAGGAGUGAGCUGCCAUCACUUAUUCACAGACGUGGAAUUGAUAUUGAGCCUAUCACCAUUGAGGUUGGAGACUAUAUCUUGACACCAGAUAUAUGUGUUGAGCGCAAGAGUGUUAGUGAUCUAAUUGGUUCAUUGAAUAAUGGACGUUUGUACCAGCAAGCACUUUCCAUGUCCAGGUUUUAUAAGAAACCCAUGCUGCUGAUUGAGUUUGAUGCCAAUAAACCGUUUGCACUUCAGACUAAAUCUGCAGUAAGUGGUGAAGUGUCACUACAGGAUAUCACAUCCAAGCUGGCCAUGUUGACCAUGCAUUUUCCUAAACUUCGCCUUUUGUGGUGUCCUUCACCUUAUGCCACCGCUGAGUUGUUUGAGGAACUAAAGAGUGGAAAACCCCAACCAAAUGCAGAGGUAGCAAUGACAAUUACUGCAGCAUCCAGUGACAUGCCUGAUUGGUCAGAUAAAUAUAAUCACGGUCCACAGGACUUUGUGCUCAGGAUGCCAGGAAUUAAUUCCAAAAAUUUUCGAUAUAUUUUUAAUAAAUAUAGUAAUUUGUAUGAGGUCUCUCAAGCCAGCCUUGAGGAGUUGACGCAGGUUUUAGGGAGCAGUGUACAUGCACAGCAGCUUUACGACUUUUUACAUAAGGAAUAUUCUUUCCAAGGUGAAGUCAAGCCUGCUGCUGUGGAGAAAAAGUGGAAAGGAAAAGGGAAGGGGUUCUCACAUCGUGGGAAAGGGGUUAAAAGAAAAAAAUAAA